UCGAGCGGCUGCGCAGCAGUCUGACCUUCCUCCAGCAAUGGUGUCGCAGCGAAGUGAACCGGCGGAGGAGGGUGACGAGGACGAGGAGGAUGCAGCUGACUUCUCUUACGUCCCUUGUUGAUUGGCUGCGCAAGGCAGGUAGGUCGUGAGGAUGCCGAGGAGGGGGUGAAGAGGAUCAAAUGCGAAGGACGGCCUGGCGACGACGACGACGCUUCGUUGCCGUCCGGCGGAUGCCACACGGGCGGAGCCACCGACGCGGGCGAGCGACAUCGACUCGUCUGCCUCGCUCUCGCCCCUCGGCCUCUGAGCCAGUGAGCGAGUGCGCGGACUGGCGCUCAGAGCAAGCGGGCGAGAAGAAGACGCAGAGAGGCACGCGACAGGCUAACCUCUCACGCCUCUUGAGCAGCUCUCACAACUUCAUGUCGAUCAUUACACCAUGACAUUAGACAAGAAACAGAAAGAGAAGGCCAGGAUGAAGAAAUAAA
Jaminaea rosea is the source of this 485-nucleotide messenger RNA. RefSeq lists its product as hypothetical. The coding region runs from base 180 to 440 and encodes 86 amino acids. The transcript has a single exon. NCBI's taxonomy places the organism in Eukaryota, Fungi, Basidiomycota, Exobasidiomycetes, Microstromatales. The record is from RefSeq and is a predicted model, not a curated record.